Molecule: messenger RNA, 1530 nt
Organism: Doryrhamphus excisus (bluestripe pipefish)
Lineage: Eukaryota; Metazoa; Chordata; Actinopteri; Syngnathiformes; Syngnathidae
Source: RefSeq, a predicted model, not a curated record
GACAGUAAAUGUAAGUUUUUAAUUUGAGGUAGUCAAAGUAAAAAAGGACAUAGUUCAAGUAACCUUCAAGUUUUUAAACCUAAAAUAAAUUUUAAAAAUUUGCAUGUGCCCUAACCUUUGGCCUGUAUUUUGCCAUCAUCUGAAAUACACCAAUAUUUUCUGUAUUUUAUUGAACUAUAAAUGACUAUUUAUUAUUUACUUUAUUUAUUAUUAUACAGGAUUAUAUACAGUACAUUUGUAUUUAUAGCUCCAAAUGACCUGAAAACUAGCAUGCUAAACGAAAAGAUAGCACACAUGACAAAUCUAUUUACCCAACAAUUUAUUUUAUUUUGAACAAUCAUGUCAAUUAAAUUUAAUCCACAAAGACUGAAGUGCACACUUUCAUACUGAUUUUCAUUUGCACAAGUACGCGUCUAUGACUGAUCUCUAAUACAAGGGCUGGUAGAAACAUAAGCACUGAGGCCUUUAGUUCCAAAAUGUUGAAUAAAUGAAUGAGUGCAGCGACCACCUCCAGUCAGUCUUCACUUAGUCAUCACAAACAGUGAAAACUCUCGUGUCAUUUGACCAGUACGACACAGCAAGCGCUUGUAUCAAACUUCUCUGUUACUUGAUCCUUACUUAUCCUCCUUGCUAAGCCCUUUUUUCUUUUGAAAAUCUUUAAUGAAGCUAAUCGCCUCAACAAAGCUGCUCUGUAAAGUGGCAACUGGAUAAAAAUUCCAUCCAUUCCUGUUGCGGGUCAAAGCUCAAACAAGCUCAAACAAAAAAAAAAAUUCCAACCCCCCCCAGUCUGCUUCUAUAUGCUUCACUUACAUCUGCUCCGAGACGAGUAAAAACAUUUGGAAGAGCCGAUGAAGAGGAUGAAGUGUUUUGUUGUUUUUCUGGGUCUUCUGUCUGUGGGGUGUUGUGCUCCUUUAUUGAGCUGCGACACUCUGCUCGAACCAAUCAGUGUCAGCAAUGAACAAAUGUUGGGCCGCUGGCUGUACAUCGGUGGCAGCUCCGACCUCCCGGGAAGUCGAUCUCUGGGCCUCCUGAUGAACAACAUCUGGCUGGACAUCAGUGCCACGUCCCGCAGCAACGUGCUCAACAUUGUCCAGGCUCAGAGAAUCUAUGGCAAGUGUUCAAGCUUAACGUACAAUGUGACGAUGGAGAACAGCACCAUGUUGAUUGAGCAUCCUUUUUACCUGAAGGAAGUCUACCUGAAGACGGACUGUUCAGACUGUCUGGUGGUCUAUGAAGAAGUCAACUCCACCCAGGACUCUUUUAAGAGUCUUAUGCUUUUCAGCAGGCAACGGAACAUCUCACCUGCUGACAUAGAGUUACUAAGAAAACAAGCAAAGUGUCUUCAGAUGCCCUCCCCACUCAUGAUGGACCCCAACAACGAGCUCUGCCCAGACGACACUGAAUCCUCAGAUGGACUUGUCGCCCUCAACUCGUUGUUAGAAAGCAAGAUGGCGCAUCGGGUUGCGAGACUCCUGGAUAAACUUUUUGAUUUCUUUGUCAACUGAUUGACAUCAUGGGGGUAAAUACUUC